Molecule: messenger RNA, 1209 nt
Organism: Striga hermonthica
Lineage: Eukaryota; Viridiplantae; Streptophyta; Magnoliopsida; Lamiales; Orobanchaceae
Source: the annotation of a GenBank genome assembly
AUGUUUCUGCACGAAUUUGUGAUGAAUUUCUGUGUUUGGACGCUGUUCUUCGCCGUUUUUCUCUUCGGCAGCUCCUCGGCUCUGAAGCAAGGACAAAUUUGCAUCGCGAACAGUAACUGUGACUCUGGGCUGCAUUGCGAGACGUGCCUCGCGAACGGCAAUGUCAGGCCGCGGUGUACUCUGAUUCAGCCUAUCAGUCCUCUUUCCAAGGUGAACGGGCUGCCCUUCAAUCGGUACUCAUGGUUAACCACACACAAUGCAUUUGCGCUAUUGGGAGCUAAGUCGGCAACUGGAGGCAUCGUUUUAACUCCAGAGAAUCAGCAGGACUCCAUUACUGAUCAACUCCACAAUGGAGUCAGAGGGUUGAUGCUUGAUAUGUAUGACUUCCAAAAUGAUAUCUGGCUGUGCCACUCAUUCGGGGGAGUUUGCUACAACUACACAGCUUUUCAACCGGCCAUAAAUGUUCUGAAGGAGGUACAGCAGUUUCUUGAGUCAUAUCCUUCUGAAAUAGUCACCAUAAUCAUCGAGGACUAUGUUGCCUCUCCUAACGGCCUUACCAAGGUUUUCAAUGCUUCUGGGCUGAGGAAAUUCUGGUUCCCAGUAUCUCGAAUGCCGAAAAAUGGUGGAGAAUGGCCGACAGUCGAUGAUAUGGUCAGGCAGAACCAACGUCUAGUAGUCUUCACUUCAAAAGCUUCUAAGGAGUCCUCAGAAGGCAUUGCCUAUGAAUGGAAAUACUUAGUAGAAAAUCAGUAUGGAAAUGGUGGAAUGGUAGCUGGAUCUUGUCCAAACCGUGCAGAAUCGCUUGCCAUGAACGAAACAUCAAGGUCUCUUGUUCUGAUGAACUAUUUUCCAGAUACUCCAGAUGUGGCAACAGCCUGCAAACACAAUUCAGCCCCUCUGAUUAGCAUGAUGAACACAUGCUACCAAGCAGCUGGGCAAAGGUGGCCCAAUUUUAUCGCGGUUGAUUAUUACAAGAGAAGUGAUGGAGGUGGAGCACCCGAAGCAGUAGAUAUGGCAAAUGGUCAACUUGUGUGCGGCUGCAAAACUAUAUCCUCUUGCCAGGAAAAUGCAACCUUUGGAGCAUGUGAAAAACGUCAUCCAGUUGAUCCUCCAAAUGGGCCAGGUCCGAGGUCCGGAACAUCUGACAGCAGACUCUUUCAAUUGCGAUUGCUGCUCGGUUUACUGUUUACAUCAAUAGUGGCCUUGUGA